AUGUCAGGUAUUAGCAACUUGUUUGGGAACUCGAAGAAAGACGAAAGUUUGCUUGGUUUGUUCGGGAAGAGCAGUGGUCCUGUUAAAAGAGUUGAUGCACAGAGAACAGUGAUAAAGGUUCCAGAAUCUAAAAAGAUUGAAGCUACAGAAGAAGAAAGUGAAGAAGGAUCUGGUAGUGAAGAUGAUAGUGAAAGUGCUAGUGGUGAAGGAAGUGAAGAUCAAGAAGACUCAGAUGAAGAAAUGGAAGAUCAAGAAGAAGAAGAACCAGUUGUUGAAAAGAAAAAAAGAAAAACUACAGAUGAAGAUGAUGAUUUAGAAAGUAAAUAUCUUGGUAAACUAUUAAAAGAAUCUGAAACCAACGAAGCUGAAGAAGAAAAGAAAGCUGAAGAAGAAUUUGAUUCCGAUAGUGAUGAAGAAGAUGAAGAUAAAUCAAAAGAUGAAUCUAAACCUGUUCAAUCUGGUGAAGUUAAAUCUAUAGAUUUUAAAGAAAAAGAAGUUGAAAAAGCUCAAAGAACUAUAUUUAUUGGUAAUUUAUCUGCUAUUGUUAUUAAAAAUAAAAAAGAUUAUAAAGAAUUGAAAAAAUAUUUCACUCAAUUUGGUUUAAUAGAAUCUAUAAGAUUUAGAUCAAUCUCUUUCAAUGAACCAAUACCUAGAAAAGCUGCUUUUGUUCAACAAAAACUACAUGAAUCAAGAGAUUCUAUUAAUGCAUAUAUUGUUUUCAAGGAAAAAGAUGCUGCAAGAAAAUCAUUAGAAGCUAAUGGUAAAGUUUUAUUUGAUUUACAUUUAAGAGUUGAUUCAGUUUCACAUCCUUCUAAAAUUGAUAAUAAGAGAACAAUUUUUGUUGGUAAUUUAGAUUUUGAAGAAAAAGAAGAAGAAUUAUGGAAUAUUUUCAGUGAAUGUGGUGAAAUUGAAAGUGUUAGAAUUGUUCGUGAUUCAACUACAAAUAUGGGUAAAGGUUUUGGUUAUGUUCAAUUUAAAGAUUUUACAUCAGUUUCAAAAGCUUUAUUAAUGAAUGAAAAGAAAUUAGGUGAAAAAAAGAGAAAAUUAAGAAUAUCAAGAUCUAAAAGAGUUAAACCAACACCUCAACAAGGUCAAAAUGGUAGAGGUGGUCCAAGACAAGGUCAAAGACAAGGUGGUAACAAUAAUAAUAACAAACAAAGAGCAUUAAGCAACUUAACAGAUGAUCAAAAAACUAAAUUAGGUAGAGCACAAAGAGUCUUGGGUAAAGCUGAUAGAUCUCAAGCUGGUCAAGUUGUUGAAGGUCAAAGAGCUAAAAAAGGUGAUCGUGUCACUGGUGUUAAGAAUGGUAAGAACCGUGUCAAGAAACCAAGAAUCAGACAAAGAUCUACUGAUUUCAAAAACUUAUCCAAGAAAUAA
Molecule: messenger RNA, 1377 nt
Organism: Hansenula ciferrii
Lineage: Eukaryota; Fungi; Ascomycota; Saccharomycetes; Phaffomycetales; Wickerhamomycetaceae
Gene: NOP12
Product: rRNA-processing protein NOP12
Exons: 1
Coding region: 1-1377 (458 amino acids)
Molecular function (GO): RNA binding
Source: RefSeq, a predicted model, not a curated record